AUGGUUAAGCAUUUCUUCCUUUGUUUGUGUUUUUCAUAUCUGUUCUCUUCGGUUAUCUCCAGGGAUCACUGGCACAAGCGUCGUAAGACAGGAGGGAAAAGGAAACCCUACCAUAAGAAAAGGAAGUAUGAGCUGGGUCGCCCUCCUGCCAACACAAAGAUCGGUCCCCGUCGUAUUCACACAGUGCGCGUGCGGGGAGGCAAUAAGAAAUACCGCGCGCUGAGACUGGACAGCGGGAACUUCGCCUGGGGCUCAGAGCGUUGCACUCGCAAAACCAGGAUCAUUGAUGUUGUGUACAAUGCCUCCAACAAUGAGCUUGUGAGAACCAAGACCCUGGUGAAGAACUGCAUUGUUCUGGUGGACAGCACACCGUUCAGGCAGUGGUAUGAAGCCCACUACGCCAUUCCACUGGGCCGCAAGAAAGGGGCAAAGCUGACUCCAGAAGAGGAGGAGAUCUUGAACAAGAAACGGUCAAAGAAGGUUCAGAAAAAGAUUGAUGGACGCAGGAAGAAGAGCAAGAUUAGCAGUUUGCUGGAGGAGCAGUUCCUGCAGGGCAAGCUUCUCUCCUGUAUUGCGUCCAGGCCCGGCCAGUGUGGCAGACCUGACGGAUACAUCUUAGAAGGGAAAGCGCUGGAGUUCUACCUCCGGAAGAUCAGAGCCAAGAAAGGCAAAUAGCCUCAAGCAAUAUAACCAGAGCUCCACAGUGUGAGCAUUUACGGGUGAAAAUGAUUGUAUGAAUGUGAAAAAUUAUUUGGGUUACCAGCGUGAAUGAUUUCUGACAUCUAGUUACUUCCUAACGGCUUACAAAAUUAGUUUUUAGGUGAUUAGGAAGUAACUAAUUUCUUU
Molecule: messenger RNA, 846 nt
Organism: Sinocyclocheilus anshuiensis
Lineage: Eukaryota; Metazoa; Chordata; Actinopteri; Cypriniformes; Cyprinidae
Product: 40S ribosomal protein S8-like
Exons: 6
Coding region: 1-675 (224 amino acids)
Biological process (GO): translation
Cellular component (GO): ribosome
Molecular function (GO): structural constituent of ribosome
Source: RefSeq, a predicted model, not a curated record